Morchella importuna is the source of this 603-nucleotide messenger RNA. RefSeq lists its product as uncharacterized. Bases 1 to 603 code for a protein of 200 amino acids. The record is from RefSeq and is a predicted model, not a curated record. Lineage: Eukaryota; Fungi; Ascomycota; Pezizomycetes; Pezizales; Morchellaceae. The transcript is spliced from 3 exons.
AUGCCCGCCCGCCCCCGCCCCGCCACGCCGCCCCCACUCUCUGACGUCGCCCCCGCCACCGCCAUCCCCGUCGGCAUCCUCAUCACCAACCCCCACAACCCCUCGAAUCCACAAUACCUUCCCCCACCCGCACCGCCACCACCGCCCUCCCAACACCCAUCAGCAAGCCCUUUGGCAUCUACCACACCACCGCCACCACCACUUCCGAAAUGCCGCAGCGAUGACACCCGCCGCUGGAUCCAGGAGCAGUUGGACGAGAGCAACGAGAUCUACCUCGUUGUCGGGCUCCUGCUCCUUAAUGACGCGAAGCUGGUUGUGCGCAGUGGCGUGACGGCGCAGGGGGUUAGGGUGAGGUGGGUGUGGAGGAGGGAGGUGGACGGGAGUAGGUUGGCGGCGGGGACGGCGUGGAGGCCGUUCUGGACGUGGAGGGGGACGGAGAAGAUGGAUGAUCUUUCUUUAGAGGAUGGGGAGGAGGAGGAGGAUAAAGAAGAAGUAGAAGAGGAGGGGGAGGAGGAAGAAGAGGAGGGGGAGGAGGGGGACGGCCGCAUGAAGGAGAAAGGGGAUAUGAUCGAUGUGGAGCUUGAGGAAGAUAGCGGAUGGUAG